ACCCAAUGUUAGCAUUAUCUGUGUAAUAUUAGGCUGUAUGAAUACGCAACAACACUAAUUGUCAGCAUUCUUUUGUCUGUUUAAAAGUUUGAAUGCGCUGUUUUAACUUGACCGGAAGACUCAUUUUUUCAUCCGGAAAUAUUCAACUGAAAGGCUGAACUGCAACUGGAGGCAAAAUAGCAAUGGGGGUGACUUGCGUGUGCCAGGUGCCGGUGGCGGAGGGUAAGAGCGUCCAGCAAACAGUGGACAUCCUCCACAAGAAACUGGAGCAGCUGGGUGCUGUGAAGCAGGGCAGCUUCUGCGUGGACUGUGAGACAUACACAGGAAAUGUCAGCGGUCAACCCUCCAAGCUCUUGUAUGUGAUGCAUAACUCUGAAACUCCCUUGAGCUGCAUGGCUCUGUUUGAAGGCGGACCCUGUCUGGUAGCUGAUGCAAACUUUGACGUCCUUAUGGUGAAGUUAAAAACCCACUUCCAGAAUGCCAAGGGGCACAAAGUGGAGUGUCGUGGUUCAAGAUAUCGCUACUGUGACUUCCUGAUAAAGGUUGGUACUGUGACAAUGAGCUCCAGUGCCAGAGGGAUAUCAGUAGAGGUGGAGUACUGUCCCUGUGUGGUUCCAGGGGACUGCUGGAAUCUCAUGAAGGAGUUCAUGCAGUCCUUUCUUGGCCCUAGUGUCCCUGAACUGCCAUCUGUGUUUGCUGCCAAGCCUGAAGGUCUCUUUGCACCAGCAGACUGUGUUGACACCAUGACUCAAUACCUGGAGUUGUUCAACAAACUUCGAAAACUGCAAAUCCCAGGAAGUAAUGUGCGUUGAAUUGUCACUGGGAAUGAAAAGAUCUAUUUAUUUAUGUUUGUAGUGAUGUUGCUUUAGUUCUGGUCCUAUGGAUCAGAAGGUAACCAGGCUUUUUUUUUUAAACCAGGGGUUUUUAUUUUGAUAUAUGAACUCUGUGUUGCAUCCUACUUAAUGAAAGCAUUUGCAUUCAAGAGGUGUCAUGGAGAGCAUUAGCUAGAAUCUCUGUAUCUACCAUGAUCCAUCUAUCAUACUGUAAAUUACAUGACAGAGAUCUCUGCUCUGUUUAAUUUCACAGUAUAUCUACACUAGUAAUCAGUGUGCACAAUACCACAGCUAAUAUUUUUCUUGUCAGAGUAGGAAUAUUACAGGCAUUAGCAAUAACAGCAAUAAUGACUGUUCUUUUCAAGGGUCCUGACAAACCAUGGCCAUUGAUAAAUGGUAUUUAGGUGUCAUCAAUUUUAUUAUUCAGACCUGUGCUUUUCCUACUGUGAUCAGGCAAAAUUUCUUCAGUGAAAAAAGUAAGACGUCAAACAAGCCACACAGCCCCGAGGAGAUCUCUAAAGUCAAGCGAAAUAAGUAAAAACACAUGAUGGGUGUGCCUUUGUUUUACUGGAUCAGUAAUAAUUGUCCCCUAAGGUAAUGCAUAAAACUCAAAAAGCUGUCAACACUUUUGAUACUGAGUAUAUUUUACUGAUAUAACUAUCUUAUCUCAGAAUUUCAAAUAGAUUUGUACUUGUAACUGUGUGUUUAUGUGGUGGUAUUGCUACUUCAUGAGGAAAAGAUCUGAAUAAUUCUUCUACAGAUGUUUGACAAGUUCAAAUUUCCAUUGUAAGAAAAGUUAAUUAAAGGAUAUGUAGGGAAGAAUAUGAAUAAGUGGACAAAAGGUUUGUAGAAACAUAAGAGUUCUUUCACAGUGCAUCUACACAAGCUCAAGCAAGUGUGAGAAACGCUGCAAAAAACUCAUGUAAACAGUGACCACAUUUAAAAGUCACUUGGGGUAGUGUUAAUCUGUUAUUAAACCAUCAAAUCGAUGCCUUUCCAUUUUAUAGCGUUGUCAUGAUAUUGAAA
Monopterus albus (swamp eel) is the source of this 1859-nucleotide messenger RNA. It is a transcript of the gene med20, whose product is annotated as mediator complex subunit 20. The transcript has 4 exons. The record is from RefSeq and is a predicted model, not a curated record. Gene Ontology annotation, molecular function: transcription coactivator activity. Gene Ontology annotation, biological process: regulation of transcription by RNA polymerase II. Gene Ontology annotation, cellular component: mediator complex. Lineage: Eukaryota; Metazoa; Chordata; Actinopteri; Synbranchiformes; Synbranchidae. The coding region runs from base 183 to 812 and encodes 209 amino acids.